This is a messenger RNA of Macrosiphum euphorbiae (potato aphid), 1095 nucleotides long. The record is from the annotation of a GenBank genome assembly. Lineage: Eukaryota; Metazoa; Arthropoda; Insecta; Hemiptera; Aphididae.
AUGGAAAGAUACAAAAUAAGUCCUGCACAAAUAUACUCCAUAACUUGUGAUAAUGCAAGAAACAUGGUGAAAAUGGUUUACUUAUUCAAUGAAAAUUCUGAAAAUAAUGAUGAACCAGUUGAUGAUACUGAUGAAGAAAAUAUUUCCAACCUGGAAGACAACGAUGAUAUUUUAUUACAAAAUAUUCAAGAUAUGAAAGGUACAUCAGAUAUUGAGAUGGGACCAUUAACCACAUGUAUGAGAUGUGCAGUUCACACAUUUCAGCUUGCCAUUUGUGAUUCUAUGAAAGACCGUUCUAUUCAAGGCAUUUUGUCUAAAGCUCGCAAAGCAGUGAAAACUUUAAGAACACAAAUAUACGCAGCCUGGUUGAAAAGGGAAGGAUUAAAGCAGGCAAUUUUGGACAUUGAAACUAGGUGGAAUAGUACAUUCAAUAUGUUGUACAGACUUAUAGAACUCAAACAAUUUUGUGUGACUAAUGAACAAAUAAUCUUAUCUUCUAAUGAUUGGAAUUUGGUUGGAAAGAUAGUUACAGCUUUAGAGCCAGCUAAAAUUGCCACAGUCCAAAUGCAAUCAAACUCGUUAACUCCCGGUGAUGUAUAUGGUAUUUGGUUAAAGACUGAAAUGUCUUUAUCAAAGAUAAAUAUUCCACUCUCAAAAAACUUAAUAAAAAAUAUGGCCGAACGACAAAAACACAUUUUUAUGAAUCCUGUAUUUGAAUCAGCAAUUUAUCUUGAUCCACGCUAUCAACAUUUAAUGUCUGUUAAAUCAAAAACCAACGCUGUACUUCAUUUAGUGAAUACUUAUAAUUUAAUGAAAAACAUAAAAAAUAAUAAUGAUUCAGUCCAAGACCAAGAUACUGAUGAAUCUAUAACAGAAAUUAGUGAAACUACUAAUGAAAAUAUAGAAACAGGAUUGGAGGAAAAUGAUCCUAAUAAUUUUCAAUUAUACUUGCAAUCAGUAUCACAAAGUGUACCUUCAUCAUCUCAAUCUUCUUCAUCUAACACAGAUACUGUUUCUAUUUCAAUCUUGUCACUCCUGAAUUUAUAUGAUAACCAACCUAUACUACCACAUACAGAAAGUAUUUUGUCUUACUGA